AUGGCAGCUUAUUCGCAACAUUCUCUCUCCACAGGAUGGAGUUUUAAGGACAGUGAGGAUGCAUCGGCAGAAGCCUGGUUGCCUGUGCCCGUGGUCCCUUCGGUGGUUCAUCAGGAUCUACAGGCGAAUGACAAAUUGAAAAAUCCCUACGUUGGUUUCAAUGAGCUCGACGCUAGGUGGGUGAAUGACAAGUCGUGGAGCUACCGCAAUGUGUUCCAAAAACCCUCGGUUCCUGACGGAUCGUCGGUAGUUUUGGCCUUUGACGGAUUAGACACCUUUGCAACGGUCAAGCUGGACGGCAAGGUGAUCUUGGAAAGCAACAACAUGUUUCUUGCCCACCGCGUAGAUGUGACCAAGGCCCUGGAGGCCGAGGGUGACCACGUGCUCGAAAUCGAUUUCGAUUGUGCCAUGCUGCGUGCUCGGAAGCUUAAGGAACAGGACCCGAAGCACAACUGGGCUUCUUUCAAUGGAGACCCAGCCAGAAUGGCCGUGAGAAAAGCGCAGUACCACUGGGGCUGGGACUGGGGCCCAUUGCUCAAUACUGCCGGUAUUUGGCGAGAGGUGCGACUUGAGGUGUAUUCCGCGCGAGUCGAAGAUCUCUGGACCGAAUUGAAACUGGCAUCGAAUCACGAGUCAGCCCAGAUCUCUGCAUUUGCGCAGUUUGAAGGCGUCGACUCUGACUCCUCGUACAACGUCACAUUUACAUUGAGUCUUGAUGGCCAAGAGGUCGCGCGCGAGGUGACGCAGCCGAAGGACCGAUAUGCAGAUGUGACCUUUGACGUGAAACAGCCGUCUCUGUGGUGGCCAAAUGGCUAUGGUGAUCCCACUCUGUAUGAUAUUUCGGUGUCACUUGAAAAGGGACAGGACGAGGUGCAUCGUGCCUCCAAGAAGAUUGGCAUCCGGACUGCGGAAGUGAUCCAACGGCCUGACAAGCAUGGUAAAUCAUUCUUCUUCAGGAUCAACGGAGUGGAUGUCUUCUGCGGCGGGUCUUGCUGGAUUCCUGCCGACAAUUUGCUGCCUAGCAUCAGUGCUGAACGGUAUCGCAAAUGGAUCGAGCUGAUGGUCGCUGGACGACAGGUCAUGAUUAGGGUCUGGGGUGGCGGAUGUUACGAAGAUGACAGCUUUUACCAAGCGUGCGACGAACUCGGAGUGUUGGUAUGGCAAGACUUCAUGUUUGGCUGCGGCAACUACCCGACCUGGCCUGAUCUGCUCGAGUCCGUCGAGCAGGAGGCUUUCUACAACGUCCGCCGACUGCGCCACCACCCGUCCAUUGUGAUCUGGGUCGGCAACAACGAAGAUUACCAAGUACAGGAGCAAGCAGGCCUGGUCUACAAUUACGAGGACAAGAAUCCAGAGAACUGGUUGAAGACCGACUUUCCUGCUCGCUACAUCUACGAGAAGUUGCUUCCCUCGGUUGUUGAGAAACUGACGCCAUCGAUAUUCUACCAUCCUGGUAGUCCUUGGGGCGAUGGCAAGACCACUUCCGACCCUACGGUUGGAGACAUGCACCAGUGGAAUGUCUGGCAUGGAACGCAAGAAAAGUAUCAAAUCUUCGAUACCCUCGGGGGACGGUUCAACAGCGAAUUCGGCAUGGAGGCGUUCCCGCACCUGUCGACGAUCGACUACUUUGUGGAGAACGAGAAAGACAAAUAUCCCCAGUCUCAUGUGCUCGACUUCCACAACAAGGCAGAUGGCCACGAGCGAAGAAUCGCCACCUAUCUGGUUGAAAACCUGCGAACGGCUACAGAUCUCGAGACAUACAUCUACCUGACCCAAGUCGUCCAGGCUGAAACGAUGAUGUUCGGCUACCGCGGCUGGCGCCGCCAAUGGGGUGACGAGCGACACUGCGGCGGUGCUCUCCUCUGGCAGCUGAACGACUGCUGGCCCACCAUCUCGUGGGCCAUCGUGGAUUACUUCCUGCGACCCAAACCCGCCUUCUAUGCCGUCGCACGGGUUCUGAACCCCAUCGCCGUGGGAGUUCGUCGCGAGCACCACGACUGGAGCGUCACCCACGCCCAGCCCCCGAAGACCAGCAAGUUCGAGCUGUGGAUCGCCAGCAACCUGCAGAAGGAGGUUUCUGGAAAGGUGGAAUUGCGCUUCCUGUCUGUCAACUCUGGCCUCGAGGUUCGCGAGAGCAUUGUCCACGAUAAUGUGAAGAUCGUCCCCAACGGAACCACCAACAUCGCUGACGGAGUCAUCGACCAUACUGAGUACCCGGAACCGCAUGUUCUUGCGGCGCGACUGUGGGUCGAUGGCAGCGUCACUGCGCGCGACGUCGACUGGCCCCAGCCGUUCAAGUACCUUGACCUAUCGGACCGCGGACUAGAAGUGACCAAGGGAUCGGGAUCUGCUACCGAGCAGACGCUGAAGAUCACCACUAAGAAGCCCGUGAAAUGCCUGGUCUUUGAGGAGCGGGAUGGCGUGCGAGUCAGCGACAGCGCCAUGGAUAUUGUGCCGGGAGAUGAGCAGGUCGUUACCAUCAAGGGACUGGGCGAGAAUGAUGCGCCUUUGAAGUACAAGUUUCUUGGCCAGUAA
Messenger RNA from Aspergillus steynii IBT 23096, 2535 nucleotides. Its product is annotated as beta-mannosidase. Gene Ontology annotation, biological process: carbohydrate metabolic process; glycoprotein catabolic process. Gene Ontology annotation, molecular function: beta-mannosidase activity. Bases 1 to 2535 code for a protein of 844 amino acids. The record is from RefSeq and is a predicted model, not a curated record. The transcript is spliced from 5 exons. Lineage: Eukaryota; Fungi; Ascomycota; Eurotiomycetes; Eurotiales; Aspergillaceae.